AUGGAAGAGCACGGCAGCCAAAUCGCCUUACGGCCGCUUUCGAGCCGCACGACGGAAACCCAGCAUGGUCCUCACAAUCAAGACGAAAUGCGAGAGCAUUCCGCUCAUCAAAUGCCCCCAGAUUUCGACUCAACUCACUCGCCGCACGAUGAACUGCCUGUCUAUACGCGAGCCCCGCCAGGGAACCAGUCACUUGGACGUGGUCAUAGCACAACACUUCAUCGCUCUACUUUCGUUCUGUUGAUGACAACUUACUUUGCCGCAAUGAUGAUCUACUCAUGGGUCAUCUUGGCUAUUCUGUCAUUUAAGCCGGUGAAUGCCCAUAGCUGGGAGCCCCACACUACUGAAUAUGGUCGCUACCCCAGGAAGAUGCCAAACUACGCGAUGGAUGGGAAGCUAUAUCGGUCGGCGAGGAUUAUACAGUCCAUAGCCAGCGUGUUGAUCUUACCAUGGACCUCAGCUGUCUGCGCCUAUGCAGCAGUAAUCUUUGCUCAGAAUCAAAAAGACAGUUCGAGCAUGACUAUGCGACAAGUCAUGAAUUUGGCCGACCGACGAUGGAUGGAUGGAUCAUUGGUUCGUGAUCUCAUUGCUGGAAGCUGGAAGCAACACGGAAGUGUUUUUUUGGCCCUAGCUAUCUUUGCUCACUUCCUGGCUCUUGUCAUCUAUCCGAUCCAAUCCAUUGUGGUCAACGCGAAGUCGCUUCAUGUUCCUACUUAUCCAAAUGCGAUGGGUCGGAUAAGUGAUUUGGCAUAUAUGAGAGCCAAAUCCGACCAAUACCCUGGGGUCGACGUUAUUCAAACCCGCAAUGCUCUCGCUGGGGUAGAUAGGCACACGUGGAAGCCACAGCUUUGGGACGAUGGAGGCAGUCAGAAAUUUUCUACGCUCUCUAAUCUCUCUGCCAUGAACGAUCCGUUCUUUUCCCCAUUGCCCAACGGCUUCAACAGUGGGGUACUCCGUCAGUAUGCCCCGCGGAUCAAUUCAAGUACCACUGUACGUAGCAUCCAGGAAAAGGAAUACCCGCCAAACUGUGGAUCCGACACCGCCAAUCUUUUCGCCAACUACUCGUCUGUUCACGAUGGCUACCCUGGGUCCGACUAUAGUUUUACCGAGAGUUGGACGAUCUCUGCUUGCAUGCUCGCCUCAAAUAUCACAUCGCCGUGGACAGAAACCAGAGAUCGCCAAGAAUUCUCAGAGGUGCUCUAUCUUAAUAUAUCAGUUCAAGAUACACAAUCCCCGAUGAGUGACCUUCUUGAAAUUAGACUCACUACGACUGCCGGUUACUUUGAGCUUCCGAGCUACAUGAACAACCAAACUGCAGGGUCAUUGCUUGACAAUGAUCCAACGGUAGAUUGUGAGGACGGUGGCUAUGGCUGUAUCCGCCAGACCGAAUCUUACUACUAUUAUAAGCGAAUUCGACGUCAAGAUGAUUCAUCUGAUAAUUCAACGACCACUUACAGAAGAACUCUUCCAUGGGCCCCCAUGUUUACUUCAAACAAGGGCCCCCUAUUGAGUACGGCACUUGCUAUCUUCGGCCCGGGUUCCUUUCUCAGCACAUUCUUCGCUGAAUACAUCACGCUAACAUCAGCUAUGUUUAAUGCGGAGCUUUCAGGGGAUGCCAUUCGAACUAGUAGCGACCGCUCAGUAUGUAUUGAGAUUGCCCCUCUUACAAAUAUGCUGUCCACCGCAUACUCAGAUUAUGCCGCGUCGGAUUCGUGCGUCACGCUAUACCUUACUACUAGCUCCACUGGCACACGUUCUAGCUAUAUUUCUGCAUCCUAUGACAUCAUGGCUAAGUGGCUUAAGGAUAUGUUUUCCGACAAAGAGAUCUUGACCAACACUUUGAAUGCUGCUGCAUUCCUUGCGAGCGAGCGUCAAUUUGAACUCUUUCAAUCCUAUUACACUAUCUACCAAGACCUUGGCUCUGAAAUGAUGGUUCCGGAUUCUACCUUGGCCGGCGUUGCUGUCGCUUCCUUCUUCCUGGGCCUUUAUAUCCUCAUUUUGUUUGCUCUUUCAUUGUAUGGAAGUCUCUAUCCCCGUUGGACUUUACGACUGGACUCUUUCGCCAUGUUCCGCCUUGGGGCCGCUUUUGGUCAGGAGAAUUCCACGGUCCUUGUUACGCGUGCAAAUCAAGAUGUCAAGUUCCUUGACGAAAUUCCUGGUGUGGUUCGGGAUGUUGGUAAUAUUGCGGAUGAUGCAAUUAUACCCAUUGGUCGACUUGGUUUAGGGGAAGGCAAGCCUCUACGGGCAGGCCGAAGAUAUGAAUGUUAUCAAGGUGACAAUGAGCCUUUGACAAUAGCAGAGAAGCGGAAGAUCACCGGUCGAUAUUAA
This is a messenger RNA of Penicillium waksmanii, 2328 nucleotides long. RefSeq lists its product as uncharacterized. The record is from RefSeq and is a predicted model, not a curated record. Lineage: Eukaryota; Fungi; Ascomycota; Eurotiomycetes; Eurotiales; Aspergillaceae. The transcript has a single exon. The coding region runs from base 1 to 2328 and encodes 775 amino acids.